CUUGUUUUGUUGGUCAUGCAAGAUUCUUUAACCGAAACCCUUAAUACGUCACAAACGACUUUGCAAAUAGCUGUUAAAGUCCCCUUGACUUCAAAGACAAAGGUUUUUGUGUUUAACAAGACACAUUUAAAAAACCCAAUUCAGGAAGCAUUGUGUUAAACAAAACGCUUUAGAAAUGUUACAUUCAAAGAUCUUUAGAUAUUUUAGUUGCUGUUUAUACAAUAACUUUAGUCAAAUUAAGGGGUGUCACUUUCUGCAACUAAUUUCACUAACAACGCGAAGACAUCUAUAGCAGCACAAAUAAAUAGGUACGUUGAGUGUUGUAUUUUAAUAUAUAAUAAACGUUGUUUUUAGUGUGUUAUGAUACGGUCUCUUGAAUUAAUCUCUUGACUGAAUGGCGAAAAGUGUUCAAUGGCAAACUAUGUUUAAUACCAGUGUCAAUGUCUUAGGCUAUACGUUUAGACUGUAUCAGAUAGCUGUCCGUAGCGACGUGAAAAAAACACCUAUCUGUACCUUUUAGGAACGCUAUUUUCAGAGGAAUUAUUGCAACGGAGAGAUGUUGUUUCGCUCAGCUUCUGAAAGUUGUACAUUCCGUAUCGGAUAGGUGAUUUUUCCCGCCGCUACAGAAUGUGACCUGUUGGUCGCUUAUAUGGCAGCCGAUGAGUGCCCUCAAUUGGAUUUUACUAGCUAAACGCUAUCGCGAUUUUUUGGUGAAAGGGCGAAUGUCAGUUCAUAUCAUUGUUUCACAGAUAAAUUGCAAAUGCCGAUGACAACUGGAUCGAUUUAAGAUUUUAAUAUGUUAUGCAUAAUUUUUGCUCUGUACUAUAAUAUAGUCUGUCGCGAGUGGAUGUUGGACAUCGACUUUGACCUUUUGUAUUUUCUCUUUCUUAUAGUUUCCAAAAUGAAGGCAAAAUUCGUUUCGGCGCUAUUUGUAUUAUUUUUGGCUUAUGGAAUUGUUAGCAGUGAACGUAAGUGUUAAUCUUAAAACCGAAUUUAAAACUAUACUGUAUUUACGCAGGGUUAAUCCAACUGAAAAAUAUAGGUGAUCAAAAAACAGGUCAUAGGUUUGACAGGUUAUAUGGUGUGUUAAUUAUCACGUUUAUAGGUUUUCUCUUUUCGUAUUUAUAAAGAUCAGGCUUUUAGUUGUCAAAUGACACCGUUUAUCGAAUCAUUGCGAUAUCAAUUCACAUUUAAGAUUUUAAUGUCCUUCAGACUCCCCCCCCCCGUCCCCCACCCCACCCUCUCUUGGUGUCUACCACUGAUCGAACCAAUGUGAGACCAAUACUCACUUAAGGUUACUUCACACGAUGAACGUGCGUUUUAGUCUAUUGGACAUUGCUCAAUGAAUUUUAGGUGUAACUUUACCAAAUUUUCAGUGAAGAAAGCCAGGAAAAUGCUAAUUUCGAACAUUGUCAUUUGAUGGGUGUUCUGUUUAAACAUUUUCAGUAUUGGCUGACUGAGUAAAUAUGUAGGUACCUUCAUAAAAAAAUCAAAAUAUGUUUAUAGUUUACCUCAACGAUUGUCUAGAUAUCGCAAUUCGAAUCUUCAUAGGCAUGGUAAAAAAAAAACGUGUGCGGAAAAUUUCUCUUCUUUAGUGGUUUUUCUGAUAUGCCCUGAUUCUUGGAUUUGUCACUGAUAAUUCACCAAGUUGUCAAAGAAAACGUCAUAUCAGAAAAACCAUUGAAGAAGAGAAAUUUUCCGCACACAUUUUUUUUACCGUACCUAUGAAGAUUCAAAUCGAUAUAUGUAGACAAACGUUGAGGUAAACUAUAAAUAUAUUUUGAUUUUUUUAUGGGAUACCUAUGUAUAUCUUUAGUCAGCCAAUACUGGACAUGUUUAAACAGAACACCCAUCAAAUGAAGAUUUUCGAAAUCAGCAUUUUAUUGGCUUUCUUCACUAAAAAUUUGGUAAAGUUACACCUAAAAUUCGUUGCGCCAUGUUCAAUAAACUAAAACGCACGUUCAUCAUGUGAAGUAACCUUAAAUAAAUUAAAAGUGAUCUGUCCUUGCAAACAGCUGAAGAUGAAGCUGAGAACGAGGGUGGUCCAAUGCCAGACGCUUACAUGGGAGUGAGGAUCAUUGAAGGUUCCAACACAACUGAUGAUGAAAGUUUAACGAAGCGUGGUGACGCGUCUGUCGUUCAAGAUAUGAGUAAGUACAGUUGUAGCAGUACACAACAGUAGUACAAAUUAGCUGAAGGCUCAGGGGUGUAGCUAAUCGCAAACACGUGGAGGGUCGAAUCGUCUUUUCUAUUUGUAGAGUCUGUGAAAUGCUAUUUCAUACAUUUUCGACACGUUCUAUGAUAAUCAGAAAGCCACAGAUUAAGAGGCUAUGCUCCCCCCAUUUCGAAAGAAUUACAAAAUUUGUCGUGAAGAAUAGUGGGAACCCGGACCCCCCCCCCCUCCCAUUUGCCCCCUCCCCCCAUGUGGCUACAUCUCUGAGCAGUUUCCCUCUAAACAGAGGGCACCAUGGUGCUGAAGGCGCCAUUGACCACAGACGAUUUAUAAAGGAGUAUUGUUUAACCUCGUUAUCUUAAUAUUUCAGGAUGUCGCUGGAAUGUACAUGAACUGCACAAUGAAGGCUCAGUUUUGCUAUGCCAAUGUUUGAAAUGGUAAUAGUAUUAAUGAACACACUAAACUCUUCCCUUUACCCUUAUACACGAUAAACAGUUGCAACUAAACUCUUCCCUUAUACAUGGUAAACUGUUCUCCCUAUAGGAGUCCAGUAAGAGUCAUCGUUCGUAAAGGUACUGUAUCACAAUAAAAUCUGAUCUUUUGUUAUUUUUUAAACUUUUUUACAGUGUCUGUACAAAAACACGUUGGCUGUGUGAUUACCACUUUAAGCAGUGCCCAUUCUUCAGUAAGUUUAUAACAAAAUGUUUUAAAAGAUAUAUGAUACUACAAACGUGGUAGUCCAGUGUAGGUAGUAUAUUUUACAAUAAACUUUGAUGCAUGGUUUGUGUCUGAACACCCGAAAGAGAUAUCUCAAACGUGGUCGUCCAGUGUAGGUAGUAUUCUACAAUAAGCUGUCGUGGUUUGUGUCUGAACUACCUGAAAACGAUAUCUCAAACGUGGUCGUCCAGUGUAGGUAGUAUUCUACAAUAAACUGUCGUGGUUUGUGUCUGAACUACCUGGAAAAGAUAUCUCAAACGUGGUCGUCCAGUGUAGGUAGUAUUCUACAAUAAACUGUCCUAGUUUGUGUCUGAACACCUGAAAAAGAUAUCUCAAACGUGGUCGUCCAGUGUAGGUAGUAUUCUACAAUAAGCUGUCGUGGUUUGUAUCUGAACUACCUGCAUGGAAAAGAUAUCUCAAACGUGGUGGUUGAUCCAGUGCAGGUAGUAUUCUACACAAUAAGCUGUCGUGGUUUGUGUCUGCAGAACUACCUGAAAAAGAUAUCUAUACCCACACUGGACGACUACGUUUGUGAUGACACUUCAGGUAGUUCAGACACAAACCACGUUGGCAGCUCAUUGUAAAAUACUACAUGAACUGGACCACCUUGUUUAAAUUAGCCUUUACGGUAGAAUGUGUAGAGCGGAAGCAUUCAUGAAGUGAAAGGAAACGAGAGAGGAAGGGACGAAGCUAAGGUGUACAAUAAAAUUUAAAUGAAACAUUUUCUUCUUUUCGCAGCUUGUGGUCAAAAUAUUUUCAGUCCUAUCACACAGAAGUGUUGCUGCGGUGAUAUCUACGCCAUCAAAAAGAACUGGAGUUGCUGUGGUUACCGUUACUAUGACACGAAAGCCCAGAAAUGUUGUUCAUACGCCACGCUCUUGCACAAGGAAAAGACCUGUCCUCGGUCUGAGGUUUAGAAGAAGCGAUGUGUUGCGAGAAUUUAGGGGUUAAGAUAUGCUGUAAUCUACGAGAGAAUAUAGGAAUUUAGAUGUGUUGUAGAUUAAAUAUCAUGUAAAGUUGAAAGUCAAUUAAAAUAAAUGUUUAAAAUAAGUGGAGAAAAUUGUGAUUUAGAGUUGCUGUAAUCGAUGUAGAUUAAAUAUAUUGUAUAAAUGGACGAUAGUUUGUGAAAUUGUUUUUUGUUGCUAGUUGCAAUAGUGGUUAAGUUAAUCCAUUAAGUUGCAUUGUCCCCUAGUUUAUUAUGUUACUCUGUCUAACGCCUGGCGAUUUUACUCGACAAGGGGAGAACGUUGGCGAUCAAUGGGUUAAUAAAUUGUGUUGUGAAAAGAAAAUAUGUAACAAAUUACAAUCUUGAAAAUAUUAUUUAUAUUUUUUUCACUUGGUGAUCGUUCACAUUUUGUCGUUUAAUUCCGAUUCUAUUUACAGAGGAUUGAUUCAUAUAAUUGAUGCAGUCAUAAAUGUGUGUUAAAUAUUUCACAAAAAAAUUCUAAAUGAAAAAUUAUAUAUGUCAGUUUCUUGAUUAAAUAUGGCACGAAAUUUUCCUUAUACUUGCAGAAAUAUGAAACAUUUUGAAUACAAAACAAAAGAAAUUUUCAAGGACCAAGAACGAUGCAAGAUGUUCUAUUUAAAAUAGUAUUAAAUAACUGUUCCUCGAUAAAUUAUUUCUGGGUGCUAGGCCCAACUUGCAAACGGGCAUACUCUGGCUACGGGAUUGGACCGUUCGCGGUAAUUCAUAUCCAUUGUUGUGACAAUGCAAGUUACAGUAGUAUAGAAUGGAACAAAAGUAACCGAGUAUACUUAAAUUAUAUACAUGUGCGUGACUUUGUACAUACGUAUUUUGAUUAACGGUCAUGUGCCCGGUGUCCAGUCGUAUCGUAUCGACGUAUCCCAUGACGCAUAGCGGAUAAUUGGUCUCAGGUCACGAGAACGGCUUCUCCGUCUCUUCCUUUUGUGUAGCAGAGACCAUUCUUAUUUGAACCUUGAGUUCGACACAGGUUUCUUGCUCGUCGUGAAUCUGUUUGAAUAACUUCUCAUUCUUCUCCUGCGAUAAAAUAAAUUAGAAGAAAAUAAAUGGGACGAUUCAAAAUUUC
Messenger RNA from Paramuricea clavata, 4938 nucleotides. Lineage: Eukaryota; Metazoa; Cnidaria; Anthozoa; Malacalcyonacea; Plexauridae. The record is from the annotation of a GenBank genome assembly.